Castor canadensis (American beaver) is the source of this 2050-nucleotide messenger RNA. The record is from RefSeq and is a predicted model, not a curated record. Lineage: Eukaryota; Metazoa; Chordata; Mammalia; Rodentia; Castoridae.
AUGAAAACAAAAUCCAGUGCAUUUGAGCAGUGUGAACGUGAUGGAGGACGGAUCACAGAGGGUCUUGAGGGUUAUGCAAGACCAGGCGAGGAGCGGCGCGGUGCGGCGGACGUACUGACGUCAGAGCCGGCGGCCACGCUGACGUCAUCACGCGCGCUCUCGGCCUCGCCGGAGCGUCUGUGGCGCCGGCGCCUCCUCGCUAGGCGUGGUACGUGGAGCUGUUUGGUGACGCUGUCGCGUCGGGCAGUGGCUCCCGAGACUCACGCUCCCUGUCAGCGGCUGCCAACAGCAGGCCUGGCCGCUCCUGCGCGGGGAGAGCAUCUUCUCAGGGCCAUGUCCAGGCCGAGCAGCGUCUCCCCGCGGCCGCCGGCUCCGGGCGGGGGUGGCGGCGCGGGUGGCGGCGGCAGUGGCGGGGCGGGCGGUGGAGGAGGGGUUGGCCCCGCUCAGUGUGGUCCUGGGGGCGGCGGCAGGGCCAAAGGGCUCAAGGACAUUCGUAUUGACGAGGAGGUGAAGAUCGCUGUCAAUAUCGCUCUGGAGCGCUUCCGAUACGGCGACCAGAGAGAAAUGGAAUUUCCUUCUUCUUUGACCAGUACUGAAAGAGCUUUUAUUCAUCGAUUGAGUCAGUCUCUUGGUUUGGUCUCUAAAAGUAAAGGAAAGGGAGCAAAUAGAUACCUAACUGUGAAGAAGAAAGAUGGAUCAGAAACAGCUCAUGCAAUGAUGACCUGUAAUUUGACUCAUAACACAAAACAUGCUGUUAGGAGCCUUAUUCAGAGAUUUCCUGUCACCAAUAAAGAGCGUACUGAACUUCUGCCUAAAACAGAAAGAGGAAAUGUGUUUGCAGUUGAAGCUGAAAACCGAGAAAUGAGCAAGACAAGUGGGCGACUCAACAAUGGCAUCCCUCAAGUCCCAGUGAAAAGAGGAGAGUCUGAAUUUGACUCCUUCAGGCAGUCCUUGCCAGUGUUUGAGAAACAAGAAGAAAUUGUUAAAAUAAUUAAGGAAAAUAAAGUAGUUUUGAUUGUAGGAGAAACUGGGUCUGGAAAGACCACACAGAUUCCUCAGUUCCUUUUAGAUGAUUGCUUUAAAAAUGGUAUCCCCUGUCGUAUAUUUUGUACUCAACCAAGACGACUAGCAGCUAUUGCUGUGGCUGAACGAGUUGCUGCAGAGAGAAGGGAAAGGAUUGGUCAAACAAUUGGUUAUCAGAUCCGAUUGGAAAGCAGGGUUUCUCCAAAGACACUUCUGACAUUUUGCACUAAUGGGGUGCUACUUCGAACGUUGAUGGCAGGUGAUAGUACAUUGUCAACAGUGACACAUGUUAUUGUGGAUGAAGUGCAUGAAAGGGAUCGAUUUAGUGAUUUUUUACUUACAAAGUUAAGAGAUUUGUUGCAAAAGCACCCGACUUUGAAACUUAUUCUUUCUAGUGCUGCCUUGGAUGUAAAUCUCUUCAUAAGAUACUUUGGAAGCUGUCCAGUGAUACAUAUACAGGGAAGACCAUUUGAAGUAAAAGAAAUGUUUCUGGAAGAUAUUUUAAGAACUACUGGAUAUACAAACAAAGAAAUGUUAAAGUACAAAAAAGAAAAACAACGAGAAGAGAAACAACAAACCACACUUUACAGAGUGGUACUCAGCUCAGGAGAAUACUUUCAAGCCUGAAUCUCAGAGGCAGAGAACUGUUCCAAAUGUGACUGAAGAGUAUGAUGUUUUGGAUGAUGGUGGUGAUGCUGUCUUCAGUCAGUUGACAGAAAAAGAUGUGAAUUGUCUUGAACCAUGGUUAAUAAAGGAAAUGGAUGCUUGUCUUUCCGACAUAUGGCUACACAAAGAUGUGGAUGCUUUUGCUCAAGUCUUCCACCUUAUUUUAACUGAGAAUGUUAGUGGUAAGUAAUUUUUAUUACUCUUGCUGUUUUUUAUGGUAGGAGUACAGUUUAGCUUAAAAGUCUAUACUACAGGUUUUUUUUGUACAAAUAAUUUGUUAUUUUGGAGUACUUACUUUAUUUCAAAUUUGUUAACCUAGUGUCUCCAGAAUAGUUUCAUGAGGUCUGUACACACAUGACUG